ACCAAUCGCUCCCGCGCCCGCCCCUCCGCGCUGCCUGAGUCGCCGCGGGCUGCGAGCGCGCGGGUCGCAGAGGUGCGCGAGCUUCGGAGCGCGCGGUCGCGGUGGUCGCCGCGAAAGCCCCUCCGCCACACGCCCACACUUAGGCCGGCGGCCAGAGCGCCAGUCUCGCGCUUGCCUGGCUCCCGCAGCCAACGGCGCGCCGAGCGGCGAUGACCGCCGAGGAGAUGAAGACGGCCGAGAGCGGGGCGCAGUCGGCGCCGCUGCCCCUCGAGGGAGUGGACAUCAGCCCCAAGCAAGAUGAAGGCGUGCUCAAGGUCAUCAAGCGAGAGGGUACAGGCACAGAGACACCCAUGAUUGGUGACCGGGUCUUUGUCCACUACACUGGCUGGCUGUUAGAUGGCACAAAGUUUGAUUCCAGUCUGGACCGCAAGGACAAAUUCUCCUUUGACCUGGGAAAAGGGGAGGUCAUCAAGGCCUGGGAUGUUGCUGUGGCAACCAUGAAGGUGGGGGAAGUGUGCCACAUCACCUGCAAACCAGAAUAUGCCUACGGUUCUGCAGGCAGCCCUCCAAAGAUCCCCCCCAAUGCCACGCUUGUGUUUGAGGUGGAGUUGUUUGAGUUCAAGGGAGAGGACCUGACUGAAGACGAAGAUGGCGGGAUCAUCCGCAGAAUACGGACUCGGGGUGAAGGCUAUGCCAGACCUAACGAUGGUGCUAUCGUGGAGGUUGUACUGGAAGGAUACUACCAGGACCAGAUCUUUGACCAGCGGGAGCUCCGCUUUGAGGUUGGUGAGGGGGAGAGUCUGGAUCUACCCUGUGGGCUGGAGAAGGCCAUUCAGCGCAUGGAGAAAGGAGAACAUUCCGUUGUGUACAUCAAGCCCAGCUAUGCUUUUGGCAGUGUUGGGAAGGAAAAGUUCCAAAUCCCACCACAUGCCGAUCUGAGAUAUGAAGUUCAUCUCAAGAGUUUUGAGAAGGCAAAGGAGUCUUGGGAGAUGAAUUCCGAGGAGAAGCUGGAGCAGAGCAGCAUAGUGAAAGAACGGGGCACUGUGUACUUCAAGGAAGGCAAGUACAAGCAGGCUUUACUGCAGUACAAGAAGAUUGUGUCCUGGCUGGAAUACGAAUCAAGUUUUUCUAGUGAGGAAGCAGAGAAGGCCCAAGCCCUUCGACUGGCCUCCCACCUCAACCUGGCCAUGUGUCACCUGAAAUUGCAGGCCUUCUCAGCUGCUAUUGAAAGCUGUAAUAAGGCCUUGGAACUGGACAGCAACAAUGAGAAGGGCCUGUUCCGCCGGGGUGAAGCCCACUUGGCUGUCAAUGACUUUGACCUGGCACGGGCUGACUUCCAGAAGGUCCUGCAGCUCUACCCCAGCAACAAAGCUGCUAAGGCCCAGCUGGCUGUGUGCCAGCAGCGGAUUCGCAAGCAGCUUGCCCGGGAGAAAAAGCUCUAUGCAAACAUGUUUGAGAGGCUUGCUGAGGAGGAGAGCAAGGCCAAGGCAGAGGUGGCUGCAGGAGACCAUCCCACUGACGCAGAGAUGAAGGAUGAGCAGAAAAACGAUGUGGCAAGGAGCCAGUCUCAGGUGGAGACAGAAGCAUAGCCUCUCCCCUGCCCUGCUCUGCGGCUGCCUGCCUCCCCUGCUCCCUUCCCUACUCCACCCUGUUAGUUUUGUAAACACUGAAGAAUUUUGAGUGAAUUAGACCUUUAUUUUUCUAUCUGGUUGGAUGGUGACUUUGGGGGGAAAUGGGAGACAUAGGCUUGGGGGGUGGAGGUAGGGGAUAAUUUUUGGUGGUAUCACCCCCUCUUUUCUUCCCCAUUACACAUGAACCUAUGUCCACCUACAUGACUCACCAGAAUGUUAAUUUAUUUUGCUCCCUCUGUUUGUAAGGUCCAUUUUUCAAAUUGCAGAUGGGGGCAGAUGGUAGGGAUGAGGUCUGAUGUGAAACCAGGGUGGAGAAGGAGACUCCUGGGCAGCCGUUAUCCUCAUCCUUUCCCCCUCCAGUCUGUUUCCAAACAUGUGGCCUCCAUGUGGGUGCUAGGGGCGUGGGAAAACCACUGCUGUGCCCAUUACCUCUCUGUUCCCUUCCUUACCCCAGAUAGCGUGGCUGGUUGUCUUCUGGUGUCAUGGUGACCACCCCCUGCCCCCUUUGGGUAUUUCCCCUCCUAUCAAUUUCCCUUCUCAGCCAGGUUGUGCCCCAUCACCUUCAGCCUCUUCUCUGCACGUUGCUGAAGGUCCAGGCGCACCUCAAGUCCUGUGCUUGAGCAAUAAAAUGGAAACAACACAACCUGGGUGU
Molecule: messenger RNA, 2283 nt
Organism: Castor canadensis (American beaver)
Lineage: Eukaryota; Metazoa; Chordata; Mammalia; Rodentia; Castoridae
Gene: Fkbp4
Product: FKBP prolyl isomerase 4
Molecular function (GO): protein binding; peptidyl-prolyl cis-trans isomerase activity
Source: RefSeq, a predicted model, not a curated record